Coregonus sp. 'balchen' is the source of this 26193-nucleotide messenger RNA. NCBI's taxonomy places the organism in Eukaryota, Metazoa, Chordata, Actinopteri, Salmoniformes, Salmonidae. The record is from the annotation of a GenBank genome assembly.
AUGGACGAAGACAAUCACGGUAAGACGCACGAUGAUGAUUCAAUCACCGUCUCUCUUUCCCUCUCUCUGUUCCAUCAUCUGCUGUGGUGUGUACAUGGACUGAUAGGGGCUAUAUGUUAUGCGCCGUAAAGCAUGAGUCGAGGCAUACAACUGUAACCACCAAUGCAUGCAUUUAAUCAUCAGCAAUGUAUCUUUAUUUUCCUUCAACACUAAGGUAUUAAAGAAAUGCAACGGUAUUUUUAUCAACUGUUGUCAGACAUGGGGUUACAUCUGGGGUAGGGUAUAAAGAGACCUAGUGGAGGAUGGUUACUGGUCAUAUUUCUUAAUCAUCAAGUGGGACAAUAAAUGAUGAUUAUCCAUCAUGUAAGAGGGUAUAUAGUAAUUGACCUCAGUGUGAGGAAUGCAUGGAAACGCAUGCAGCAAUGUUUAGUGCUUCUUCGACAAAAUUCGUGUGUGUUUAAUGUUGCGCUGAGUCGCUUUGAAGUUUGUGCUGGAGCUCUAGCUAGGCUACGCUUCUUUCCAUUAUAAAGCAGUUAUAUUGAAACAGCCGCUCAAGGCCCUGGACGGGUGAAAAAGAUAAGAUAAAGGUAUAUUUUUUAAAACCAGGAAAGCCGACUUUUGCGGUUGGAAGGCCUUCAAAACAGUCUCAUUAAUUACAUCCUUCAGAGUGGUAUCCGUUCCAAAUGGUUUUAUUUAAAUGACAGUGCUAAACUACAGCCUGUGGCAUCCAAUAGUCCUACUGCUUGCAUGAUGCAAGAGAAGACACACACAAUAUAGUUUGAUAACCCCCCCCCCCCCCCCCCCCCACACACACACACAGUAUAGUUUGAUAACCCCCCCCCCCCCCCCACACACACACACACACACACACACUUACACAAUCUCACACACACACAAACACCAAAUCUUCCAACCCCAUCUCAAGGCAGGGGGCGAAGGCCAUGUAAAUGUGUUGUAAACAUUUGUCUUGAGAAGAGAAGCAGUUAAACUGUGAGAGAUUAGCAGAUGCUGAAGAGGGGACCCUCUACAUAUCUCACCCCUCCUCAGCCCACACUGGUCCAUCCUGUUGCUGUAGCAUUAACCCUUUUCAUGCUCUACAUAACCCCUGUCUCAAUAGAUUUGUCCCUGGUUAAAUGAAGGUUUAAGGGCGGAAGGUAGCCUAGCGGUUAAGAGCGUUGGUUCGAAUCCCGGGCUGACAAGGUGAAAAUGUGUCAAUGUGCCCUUGAGCUAGACACUUAACCCUAGUUGCUCUGGAUAAGAGCGUAUAGUAAAAUGUGUGUGUGCUCAAACCAUACUGUACACUAUGUUGGCAUGCUAAAUUUACCCCUGAUAGUCAGAGUAGCGCUGGGUAAAAUGCCUUUUUAAUUCAAGCCAAAACCCUUCAACUCAAAUCAGUGCAGCGCAGUGUAACGCUUCAUAAAGUCAUGGAGCUGUACUAUACUGUGCAGCAUAUGGUCAAAGUUGGGGUAUAAUUUGUUCCACCUCCAUUUACUGCCUGCUAACAAGGAGAGGAAAAAGGCCAUGAUAUAGGAUAAGGUAAUGUUCUUAUAUGGGCUGAUAGUGAGCAUGCAUACUGCCUCUCAUAGGAGAACAAACCGAGAUAAUUACACAGAAGAGCACACACAGAAGAACACAACACACACACACACACACUCCGGCACGGUCUGAGAAACUAGGACAGUGAGUAGAGUAGAAUAUGGAAUUAAUUAAUGCGUGUUUACUCCUACUUCUACACACUUGGCUCACUCCUCUAUGCUGUUUACAUGCCACAAGACAGACGUCUGCAAUCACAUUGUGUAAAACAGACCCUAAAUCACAAGUGUUGUAUGGCACCAAGUCUAUUUUAUAGUCUCAUUGUGUAGUUAGGCUGGUAGAGUGAAAGCAGAAAUGAAAUACAAUGUAGGCCUACAAAUUGGCCAGCACUCACUUGAUGCUGGUUGUGUGUUUUUAGAUCCUCUCGUUCCUCUAGUUUCUGCAGCGAUAUUUUCAGCUUUGCCUUUGUCAGGAAGGAAAGUGCUCUGUUUGAAUGGUGUUUUUACUAAUUGCUCUGUUUGAAUGGUGUUUUUACUAAGUGCUCUGUUUGAAUGGUGUUUUUACUAAUUGCUCUGUUUGAAUGGUGUUUUUACUAAUUGCUCUGUUUGAAUGGUGUUUUUACUAAUUGCUCUGUUUGAAUGGUGUUUUUACUAAGUGCUUUGUUUGAAUGGAGUUUUUACUAAUUGCUCUGUUUGAAUGGUGUCUUUACUAAUUGCUCUGUUUGAAUGGUGUUUUUACUAAUUGCUCUGUUGGAAUGGUGUUUUUACUAAAUGCUUUGUUGGAAUGGUGUUUUUACUAAGUGCUCUGUUGGAAUGGUGUUUUUACUAAAUGCUCUGUUGGAAUGGUGUUUUUACUAAGUGCUCUGUUUGAAUGGUGUUUUUACUAAGUGCUCUGUUGGAAUGGUGUUUUUACUAAGUGCUCUGUUGGAAUGGUGUUUUUACUAAGUGCUCUGUUGGAAUGGUGUUUUUACUAAGUGCUGUGUGUCUUGUCAGUGUUUCUUGUGUCGGGAUCCUGAUAACCGUAGUGACUCCCUCUCUCUUUCAACACCAUUUUUUUUAUUUGACCGUGGGAAACACCAAAUGGGAAACCCCUUUCCUUCCAUUCUCUCUGGGCAGAAAGUGUCUGUGUGUUUGUGCAUGAUUUGUGUGUGUGUGUAUUUGUUCUUUGGCAGUGUAGGUUUGCGUUGUUGAGGGGCAGUUGAAUCUGUCAAUAGGUUUUUCUUAUCAGAAAUGGGCACCUUGACAGAAAUUAUUUUUGCAAAUGAAUACUUUAUUAUUUUAUGUUGAAUUCAUGGCCAUUUUACUGUCAAGUCCUUUGGCUUUCAUACUGUAUCUUGGGGACUGUAAUUACGCCAUUUAUAAAUCUCACUGGGCAUGGAAACAUACAUGUUCUUUGAGAAGAACAUCAAUACAAACUGCUUGAGUCUUUGGGGUGUUGAAGUUUCAUAUGAAUCCAGACAUUAGUGGUUUCCUGCCCUGAAUCGACACUAUAGGUCUAUUUAGUUGGCCAGCAGUCUUUGUUGUGGCGCUAGGAUGACGGGUGUGAGGGAACAUUAGAGAGUCAUUAUUGCCAUGCCGUGGACGCCUUGUGGCUGGUCUGUAGCUCUAACACUGCCUGGAGGGCCUUCUGGCUUGCACAAAGCAUGCAGUAGCUACAGCCAUAGGCUAUAUGGCUACAUCAGAUACAGCCAGUCAGCUAACUAGCCCCCCUACGCAGCUGUUUCUCUCUCUGCAUUCUGGUUUGUCGGAGUAAGUCCUGUUCUCUUUCUCAAGUUUUCUUUAGCAUCCUGUGUCUUACUGUCUUCCUUCCCCACUGUAUCUUUAAGAUGACAUAUUUCUACUCUGUGUGCCAUAUGAUACAUUUUAUAUUUAAAGCCCAAAAUAGGCUUUGACUUGAUUCUUUUGAGAUUACCAGAAUGAGAAUAUAAUCUGUUUUUCCAUCCUUAAGGUAGCCUUUAUGAGGCCUCCUACCAUGUUGCCUUAUUGAAACAGCUUAAAAGGAGAUUUAGAAAAAAGAAUUCAGUUCAUUUUGACUGUUAAGAUUGACUUUAGUGUAUUGUGGGACAACAUUGAAGGAUUAGGCUAGACAAUACACACACUGUUUAAGGGGUGAGGCAUCUUUGGCACUGCACAGACUUGGUUUAAGGAGGGAUUGAGAGGGACUCUUAAAGGAUUCCAGUACUGCUGCCUCGUCUGUAGAGAAACACCACAUAUGGAAUUGAUUAUGGGGAAUACUGAGGGGGCUUCCCAAUGUGUUUUCAGUGCCAUGGAAGAGAAGGUAGCAGACUAGCACGUACGACUGUCUGGAAGGGUUGGCAUGUCCCACAGAUGAUUUUGUUUGGAUGCAGUAUAUUGCCUUGAUUGUUACUGAGUUAUGGAAUGAGGAAAGAGACAGACAGGGACGGAGUUCAGAUAGAGGGGGAGAGAGUAGAAGAGAUGUAGAAGAAAAGAGAAUGACUGAGAAAUAGCAAAAGAGAGCGAGACAGAGACCGUACUUUCCUUGAGUAAUAUGCAUCUUAUUUCACUAGUAGGGGAACUAAAUAGAAGUAGAUCCAGUAUUAAGAGGGUAGUUAGAGGCUGGAUAGAGGCUGGAGGCUCCAGGGGUUGUGUGCAUUUCUUGGCCAGGCUAGGUAAGUGCUGCUUUCUGGUAGAACUGGGCGAUAUGGACAAAAAUCCAUAUAAUGAUAAAUUGACCGAAUUAUCACCAUAACGAUAAAUUGAACGAUAAGUUUACAACAUUAAUGUGCACCAGUUACUUUUUUUUACAUUACCCUUAAAACUACUACUACUACUUUGAAUGUUGUGGCUAUCAAUUGUCCCGUUAGCAAUAGCCUAUAUUAAGACUUAUUUCAUUUCAAAUGUCACAUUCUUCUAGUAAAGGCUACUUAUCGUUAUUGUCGAUAUCAGUAAAAUGUCCUCGAUAAGUGGUUGUUUCGGUCGGUAUGGAUAAUUAUCGGUUUAUCGUCCCAGCUCCACACUCUGGAGCCCUCAGCCCUGUGGCCCUGAGAACACAAGAAUGUAGAACCAGAACACCUAUUCAGAAUUCACAGGCAUUCUAAAAGGAAGAAGUGUGCUGUGCUUGUAUUUUCAGAGAUUCUAAAAGGAGGUGUGCUUAUAGCUAGUAACUACGCAAGAUGUACAGGUAGACAUCAAAGGUGUGCUUAUAGAUUGUACAAACGCCCAUCCUAACUACACAAUAUAUAUCACAGAGAUCAAUAAACUUCGUAGGUGUUCUGUGACUGUUAUUUUGAAGUGCCCUGUGUGUCUUUCAAGCCUCCAACAGGUCAGCCAAAGACAGCGUUGCUCCGCCCGGUCAAAGUAGACAAGCAUCAACAUCCUGGACCUCCAGGCAACAAUCGCCAGGCAGUAGUUUGUCUUCAGUCUUCAGUCACUCAACCCCCAUCCAGCUCUCUUAUUAGAAGUGGGUGCCAGAAACAGCAUCAAUCUCAUUCCAAGGAGUAUCAAAUCUACAGAAUAUGAAUGCUCUGGCAGCAGGCAUAUGGCCGUGGAGUAUCAGGCCCUAGUUGAUAUAAGGCCCCAGCACAUCACAUCAAAUAUUUACAUUCUAGUGGUGAUCCUGAGCAGAUGUUGGACAUGAGGGGACAUGAUGUCUGGACAGACCAGGAUGGAGGGAGGGACCACCCGGAUGGAUGGAUCACCCCCUAGCAGGGGUCCGCUCCCCGCUCCCUAAAACAGCAGAUUAAACAAUGCAAUCAUUGGAUGGCAGUUUAGUUUAGCCCCCCAGUACUAGAUCCUAGAUCUCUCUAAAUCCUAGUACUAGAUCCUGAUCCACAGAGGUAACUAAACCCCAAGAUAUUACCCUCCAAAAUCUUUGCUCUCCUUUCAUGCAAGGAUGUGAGCUACUGUAGUUACUGGAAAAGAAUGGUAUAGUUAUCGCUCCUGCAUAGUCGCAUUCAUAGAUGCACAUUUAUAGUAUUUUAUCAGGAUCCACAAAGCAGUGAGGUGCAACAUACCCAACUAUUGAAAAGGCCAAACAGAGGCCGGAUCUUACAUUCAUGAAAAUAAAACACUUCCAUUAGCUACACUGACUAACAUAGAGAAUACAGUACACACUCUCAUCAUAACCCAUUGCCCUUUGGCUUGCCCUGUACUAAUCAUUCCGCACAUUCAACUGCCAGGUUGCAUCUCCGUACAGCUAAACAAGACUACAUAUGUUUAUUACUGUUACUGUGUCUGUCCGUGUUGUCACUGCCAAAGUAGGUUACAGAAGAGAGAGAAAGAGUGGCUGGCUGGCUGGCUGGCCAUUGGAAACAACAUCUGUGUGUGCACUGUAUACAUCCCACUUCCACUGUGGCCGUCAGCCCCAUGGUCAGAUUGGGAUUAAGAGCUGUGGGGGUGGGUGUUAGCGGGAUUAAAGCCAGCUGGCAGCACGAGCGUGUGUCUGUGUGUGCUACAGUUUGCAUGUACAGUGCUGUGAGAAAGUAUUUGCACGCUUUUCUCUAUUUUUGCAUAUUUUUGAUACUGAAUGUUAUCAGAUCUUCAUCCAAAACCUAAUAUUAGAACCUGAGUUUACAAAAAAAAGGAUACUUAUUUUAUUUAUUUAAUUAACAAAGUUAUGCACCACCCAAUUCCCCUGUGUGAAAAAGUGAUUGCCCCCUUACACUCAAUAACUGGUUGUGCCACCUUUAGCUGUAAUGACUGCAACCAAAUGCUUCCUGUAGUUAUUGAUCAGUCUCUCACAUCGCUGUGGAGGAAUUUUGGCAAAGCAUCCCCAAACCAUCCCAAUACCACCACAAUGCUUGACCGUUGGUAUGAGGUUCUUACUGUGGAAUGCAGUGUUUGGUUUUCGCCAGACAUCAUGGGACCCAUGUUGUCCAAAAGUUAUACUUUUGACUCCUCUGUCCAUGGAACAUUAUUCCAAGAGUGUUGAUGAUCAUCCAGGUGCUUCCAGGUGCUUUUUGACACACUUGAGUCAGCUUGAGUCACACUUGAGUCAGAUUACCUCAUACCAAAGGUCAAGCAUGGUGGUGGUAGUGGGAUGGUUUGGGGAGGCUUUGCUGCCUCAGGACCUGGACGACUUGCCUUAAUAGAAGAAGCAUGAAUCCUGCUCUGUAUCAGAGAAUUCUACAGGAGAAUGUCAGGCCAACCGUCAGUGAGCUGAAGCUGAAGCACAGCUGGGUCAUGCAGCAAGACAAUGAUCCAAAACACACAAUCAAGUCUACAUGAAAAUGGUUAAAAAGCACGUUUUGGAAUGGCCUAGUCAAAGUCCAGACCUAAUCCCAAUUGAGAUGUUGUGGCAGGACAUGAAACGAGCAGUUCAUGCUUGAAACCCUACAAAAUAAGUAUUCUUUUUUUUUGUUAUGUGUAAACUCAGGUUCCCUUGAUCUAAUAUUAGGUUUUGGUUGAAGAUCUGAUAACAUUCAGUAUCAAAAACAUGCAAAAAUAGAGAAAAUCAGAAAGGGGUCAAAUACUUUUUCAUGGCCAUGUAUGUAUGUAUGUAUGUAUGUAUGUAGGUAUGUAGGUAUGUAGGUAUGUAGGUAGGUAGGUAGGUAGGUAGGUAGGUACAGUUGAAGUCGGAAGUUAACAAACUAUAGUUUUGACAAGUCGGUUAGGAUAUCUACUUUGUGCAUGACACAAGUAAUUUUUCCAACAAUUGUUUACAGACAGAUUAUUUCACUUAUAAUUCACUGUAUCACAAUUCCAGUGGGUCAGAAGUUUACAUACACUAAGUUGACUGUGCCUUUAAACAGCUUGGAAAAUUCCAGAAAAUGAUGUCAUGGCUUUAGAAGCUUCUGAUUAACAUCAUUUGAGUCAAUUGGAGGUGUACCUGUGGAUGUAUUUCAAGGCCUACCUUCAAACUCAGUGCCUCUUUGCUUGACAUCAUGGGCAAAUCAAAAGAAAUCAGCCAAGACCUCAGAAAAAUAAUUGUAGACCUCCACAAGUCUGCUUCAUCCUUGGGAGCAAUUUCCAAAUGUCUGAAGGUACCACGUUCAUCUGUACAAACAAUAGUACGCAAGUAUAAACACCAUGGGACCACGCAGCCAUCAUACCGCUCAGGAAGGAGACGCGUUCUGUCUCCUAGAGAUGAACGUACCUUGGUGCGAAAAGUGCAAAUCAAUCCCAGAACAACAGCAAAGGACCUUGUGAAGAUGCUGGAGGAAACAGCUACAGAAGUAUCUAUAUCCACAGUAAAACGAGUCCUAUAUCGACAUAACCUGAAAGUCCGCUCAGCAAGGAAGAAGCCACUGCUCCAAAACCACCAUAAAAAAGCCAGACUACGGUUUGCAACUGCACAUGGGGACAAAGAUCGUACUUUUUGGAGAAAUGUCCUCUGGUCUGAUGAAACAAAAAUAGAACUGUUUGGCCAUAAUGACCAUCGUUAUGUUUGGAGGAAAAAGGAGGGGCUUGCAAGCCGAAGAACACCAUCCCAACCGUGAAGCACGGGGGUGGCAGCAGCAUGCUGUGGGGGUGCUUUGCUGCAGGAGGGACUGGUGCACUUCACAAAAUAGAUGGCAUCAUGAGGAAGGAAAUUAUGUGUAUAUAUUGAAGUCAGGAAGUUAAAGCUUGGUCGCAAAUGGGUCUUCCAAAUGGACAAUGACCCCAAGCAUGCUUCCAAAGUUGUGGCAAAAUGGCUUAAGGACAACAAAGUCAAGGUAUUGAAGUGGCCAUCACAAAGCCCUGACCUCAAUCCUAUAAAAAAGUUGUGGGCAGAACUGAAAAAGCGUGUGCGAGCAAGGAGGCCUACAAACCUGACUCAGUUACAUCAGCUCUGUCAGGAGGAAUGGGCCAAAAUUCACCCAACUUAUUGUGGGAAGCUUGUGGAAGGCUACCCGAAACAUUUGACCCAAGUUAAACAAUUUAAAGGCAAUGCUACCAAAUACUAAUUGAGUGUAUGUAAACUUCUGACCCACUGGGAAUGUGAUGAAAGAAAUAAAAGCUGACAUAAAUCAUUCUCUCUACUAUUAUUCGGAUAUUCUCACAUUCUUAAAAUAAAGUGGUGAUCAUAACUGACCUAAGACAGGGAAUUUCUACUAGGAUUGAAUGUCAGGAAUUGUGAAAAACUGAGUUUAAAUGUAUUUGGCUAAGGCGUAUGUAAACUUCUGACUUCAACUGUAUGUAUGUAUCAGAGGAGGCUGGAUUGGAGGAGCCAUAGGAGGACUGCUCAUUGUAAUGGAUAGAAUGGAAUAAAUGGAACAGAGUCAAACAUGUGGUUUCCAUAUAUUUGAUGUGUUUGAUACCAUUCAAUCCAUUACAUGUGCACGUCCUCCUAUAGCUCCUCCCACCAGCCUCCUCUGGUAUCUAUGUAUGUAUGUGCACCACAUGAGGUUGGUGGCACCUUAAUUGGGGAGGACGGGCACGUGGUAAUGGCUGGAGUGGAAUGGUGGAAUGGUAUCAACUACAUCAAACAGAUGGUUUCCAUGUGUUUGAUGCCAUUCCAUUCACUCUAUUCCAGCAUUAUUAGGAGCUGUCCUCCCCUCAGCAGUCUCCACUGAUGUGCAUGCAUCUGUGUAUGUGUGUUUGUAUCUAUGUGCGUAUGUCUAUGUGCUCCUGCAUCUGCAUGUGUGCAUGACGUGUGUUCCUAUAAAUGUGUGUUUGUGCGUGCAUGUAAGGCCAGUGAGGGGAGCCCAAGUGGUAUAAAGUUAAAGGGAUUGGUGACAGCAGGCUUCAGAUGAGGGGUUAGAGCCAGAGGUGGCUCUCAGUGACAGCCUGUCUGGCCUGUCUAUCUCAUCCCAUCUCCCUGCUAGGGCCAGUGGGGUGACUGGGUUCUCCCAUGCUCCAACACACAGACCAGGCUAGCUAUGGGUCAGUAAAGAUAACCCGCCAGGCUGUGCCCAUUACCCAGUUUAGCUUUUAAAAUGGGAAGUUGGCCUGUCAGUGAAUGAGUAUGGGAUUUGGUGAGAAGUUGGCCUAUGUACAGUAACAGAGUAUGGGAUUUGGUCUAAGUCCCACUCUGUUCCACUGGUCAAGCUGGGAUGAGUGGGGGUUUUAAUGAUAUGAGGGUCACUAAGGGUCUGACUUUAAGGAUUUAUCACACUGUCCAUUCCAACAAGUGGCAAAAAUGUGGUGAAAUGGACAGUCUGUUUCGUGUCAAUUUGAAUGUGUAUCAUGUGCAAGGCUAUUUUGUACUGUAAGUGGACUAAACAUAACGAGGCAGGCUUUCGUACCCCCAAAUGUAUCCCAUCCUAUCAGAUAUUCUGCAGAGUAAUGUGCACAGAUCUCAAGUCAGAAUUAGUCUCUGUUCCUGUAUCAUCAACUACCCCAGUUGCAGAGGGAGGGUAGUGAACAGUUGGUCGUUUUUGGGUGAGGACCUCAUCGUAGGAGAUUGAGGGGAUUUAUUUUUGGGGAUAAAUUGCUAGAGGCUCUGCUCUGUGGUGCGCAUGUUUGAGUUUAUUUAACCCCUGCCCCCUGGCACCAGCUUUGCACCUGCUCAACCCAACCCGUUGCUCCACUCUCUGGAGUAGAUUUGACUCAGUAGAGUAGAUGUGUAGCUAUUUCAGUGGCACUCAACUGCAACUCUCAAAUCAAAUGGGAUUCAGAUAAAACUUUGUUGACAUACCUGUGGCACCUAGACGGUGUAAACGGGUGGAAUACAGACUGGUGAAGAGACAUUAAUAACUGAGAAAAAUAAGACUGAGAAAGACUGGUUUUGUUGAUAAAGGAACCAUUCAGUUGUUGUGACUGUCAGAGCUCUGGACCCUGCUAGUUUCAGAAAUGACUCCUCCUCUGUCUGCCAACUGGAGACUCUACUAAACUAAUUUCCUGGAUUAGUCAGAGGGCAGUUGCCAGGGUGGAUUGUAUUAGCAAUCUAAUUUGUAGACCCCUACCCUAUCUUCAUGUUUAAUGUCCACUACCAAUGGACCAGAAGGGUCCAUUUAUUACCCAUGUAAAUGUUCCUUCCCUGCCUUUGCCUUGCUUGUUUCCCUGUUGAUCUGAUAAAUGAAGGUGUGUUUUGUAGGGUGAUGUAAUGGUCAGAGCAGAUGUGGUGUAGGGAGGCUUCUGAAGGGAGCUCAGCCUCACAUCUAGGCUGCUUAAACCAGACGGAAUGCUGCACUCAUGUGGUGUGCUCAGUCUGAGCAGCGUUCAGUCUGGUUUAACCAGGCUAGCUCCGAUUCACCUUCUCAUUAACAUCCAUGAUGAAUCAGAUAAUAAUCAGCCAGAUGAAUUUACCCAGACGGUCCUAUUAACCAGGAUACAUAUUAGAGCCUCUGGUCUCAGGCAGGGGGAAAAACCAGGCUACGUUCUCUCUAUGCAGAAUAUCAUCAAUCCAACAAGCAAAUUAUGAGAAAUAACAGAAGUCUAAAAUAUUUGCUGUAAAAAGCAAUAAUCUAAUUUGCGUUGAGUUGAUGACACACAUUAUUAUAGAAAUAGACUCGAAUGGGUUUCUGGUAAACAGGAUUCAAGAUUUCUUGUGAUCUUGGUAAUAAUAAGAAAAUUCAGUACAUUGCUGCUUUGAAAUAGAAAAUAGAAAUAUACCAAAUUGAAAUUACCAUACAUUUCCUAUCAUAGAUAACAUUGUGCCACUUUAAAGAAGAACUUUGGUCAUUUCUCAAUUGAGAGCUGUGUCAACUUGAACUUGAAACUAAUUGCAUCACAGUCACAGUUCCACUUAGGUUGUAUAACCAAAGUGAGGUUAACCCAGAGGUUAGCCAGCUAAUUAACGUCUCUAUUUUGAUGUUGAACUCCAGUCAGUGAUUAUUGUAGCUCCACAUCCCCUCUAUUGUCAUAGAGCAACACAGAGGGCAGCACAGUGAACCAGGAGGAAAUCCUUAACUGGCUCGCUGUCUCACUACCUGACCCCCAGACACACAAUGCAACAUAGGAUUACAAAGAUAGUUAAGGGAACAAUUAUUUUGACUUUACACAGGCUUUUGUUUAAUUGUUAGUCUUAUUAAUAUCAUUGCUGCGAUCAAUGUUUAGACCCCUGAGCACCUCUUGUACGAACUCUAGUUGCCAACUACUAAAUUAGUUCUGGGCCUCUCUUGAGCUAGGCUCCCAUGUUCACUUUUAAUUGGCAAGACAUGGCUUUAGUUCAGUAGUAAUGUUAUUCAGUUCUGUAAAAAGGGAAACUGUGAAGUAAAUACUGUAACUAACUGGCGGUUAGAGAGGGCGAUGGUUGCGUUAAUUAACCAAAUUCACUUUUAAUGAAAGGAAACUUAAUCUGGAUUGGUUUAAUUAAAUAAUAUUCCCGAGCAUUAAAAAGGGUCAGAAAACACUUUCAUGUGGAAUAAUUAAGUCCGUACACUUUUUUUUCACUAAUUAAGACGAAUGUAUCUGCUUUGAUGUGUGUGACUCUGGAUAAACUAGGUGAAACGGUCAUAGUACUGUAGCAGUGUUAGUUAGUGUGGUGUCACGCAGUGUAACAAGAUGCAUCGGCGGUAAGACUAAGUAAGUUUCUCUCUCUGUGAUCUCUCUCUUCUAGUACCUGAGGAUCUCUCUCUGGAAGAGAGGGAUGAGCUGUCAAACAUCCGGCGGAGGAAGAGAGAGCUGCUGGAUGAUAUUGAAGUGGGUAGCAUUGAAGUUGCUUUGCCUCGGCUUAGUAGCUGCAAAGCUUUGAGGAAGAGUGUAUUGUAUUUUUCUGACGUGCUCAUGUACAGAUGUAGGAUCUUCAUUUUAUUAUCCUGUUGUUGCAAGACAUUUACUGCACAGCAGGAAAUGCACAUUUGUAGUGUAUUCAACAUUUUUAAAAAGGCUUCUAAAGUUUGUAAUUUCCACUUUAAAAUGUCAGACAAAAAAAUUAUCAACCCCUACAAAAAUGUCCAUUAAUUAUAAUCCACACAAUAAUUAUCAGGUCCUGUUGGUGCAGGAUUAUUUUCCUGCUGUUCAUUCAAUUUAUGUUCUAGUACAGUACUGCUUUCACUCAGAAUAAAGCCUAUUCCAAGAAUCCAAUUAUAUUUCAUUUUCUUCCCCUCUCAGCGCUUGAAGUUUGAGAUAGCUGAAGUCAUGACUGAGAUUGAGCAACUAACGUGUGUAGGAGAAAGGUGAGUGAACAGCCCAUGGUCUCAUUCACUGGUGCUUGCAUUUGUUUUUCACUGUUCUAACUAGAAGAGUGAAAAAUUCUGUGCAGUGCUUUCAAUCAACCUUAGCCGAUUAACCAUAUCUAAUUUCCAUACCCAAAAUGUGACAGAACUACUUUAUAAUCUCAUCUAUCACCAUCAGCCUGCUCAGUUUCCCGUCAUUAGUGGAUCACUAGUGGUAUCUCUGGUGAGAGAGUACAUGUCUUAAAUCUGGCUCAAUGUAUACAACACUAAUGGGUCACAGGUGUCUGAACAGCUGAAGGUUAAAAAGGCACCUGUGGCUUUUUACAUAUCAAUAAAUAUGUAUGUUUUUGUAGGAGAAGUUGCUUGGUUGUAUUGUAGGUUUUUCAUGGCUUUCCUUCCAUGUCAUGUCUCACAGCAAAACAACACAGAGGAACAAACAGAUCGCCAUGGGGAGGAAGAAAUUCAACAUGGAUCCUAAGAAGGUAUUUUCACGUUUAUGUGCAUGACCAGAGCCUCAGGGUUCAGGGAUGGCCACGUCUUAAGUCUUUUAUUCCGCCUUGGGAUAGCUUUUUGCGGUGUUGUGUCCAGUAUAUUGAAAAGCUAUGUUCACGUUUGCAUGUAUGACCCAGGCUUCAUUGGUGGCCUCAAGUCUUUUAUUUCAGUCCUGGUUUUCUGGGUGUUGUCCAGUAAUGGAAUCCUGUGAUAUGCUGCUGCUCUACUAGAAUCAUUCACCCUUGAUUGAGAUAAACAGCCCACUGUCUGUCGUCCAUCUUGUGUUCCAGGGGAUCCAGUUUCUCCUGGAGAACGACCUUCUGCAGCACACCCCAGAAGACAUCUCUCAGUUCCUCUACAAGGGCGAGGGCCUGAACAAGACUGUCAUCGGAGACUACUUAGGGGAGCGGUAAGCCAUCCCAUCUAUCUGCCUAGCAGGGAAACAGUUUUCCCUCCCUGUCGUGCUCCUAAAGCCGCGCUGCAGAUUUAUGUCCACUGCGUGAUUAGUCUGUUUGCUCGCCGAGUCUGAGGCCAUCCUCACGGGAUAUUAUGGUCUGCAUUUAUUGAUGAAAGCGGCCACCAGGUUCCCUCGGAAUACAAAUCACCUUGACAACGAGUCGUCUUGAGUGUCUCGGGUCUCGUCUCCCCCGCUUAUGCCACCCCACUGUGGAUACCUGACUAGCAAUAAAAAAUACUUAAUUCUCCACAACUCAACCCAGAAACACACUGUCAGGUAACAGAGGAGGGGGGUCGACUUGGGACUAGAGAUACAGCAGCUUAUUUGACUUAAAGACAACACUGUUGGCAGCUUCAGAUGAUAUCUGAAGGGAAAGACCAGGAGGUUACGUUAUAUGAAAAACAGGAGUAAUAGAUUAAUGGAGAGAGAGACGGUCUAUGUAUUGAAAGAGAUGUGCAGUGUGACGCAGACUGUGUGUGUUUGCAUCAGACGUGUGUGUGCCAGUGUGUGCCAGACGUGGGUGUGUUGGAGUCAGUCAUCAAUAUUAAGAGUCUAGAUGUUAAAUCUAUGAUCCCCAUACGUCCUCCACUGUACCCGCCUCGAAACCCAGAGGGAAUGAUCAAAGAACCAGCCCACUCAGUGGAAAGAACUGUAAACAUAGGUGGGGCGGCUAUACUUAGCAUUUAGUCCUAAUUGAGUUUACGGGAGGAUCUGGAACCUAUCAUUACACGCACUGUAAUUACAGAUUUAAUGGAGAGAAAGAGAGCGAGAGAGGGAUGGAGAGAGAGAAAGAGUGGGUGAAUCUGUCUUAAAUGACACAAUCAGACAGGAUCUUUGGUAAUGUGUUAGUAAUCCUGUCCUGCUUUCCUAGCUCUUCUUAUUACUCCUGUUGAUACAAUACAAGGUUGGAUUUUUUCACAGAUAAUAGUUUUAAGUGAUUCAGUAGUAAUACAUCAGUAAUAAAACUGUUUUUUUAUCAGCUUCUUUCUCAGAUAUUUCUCUCUCUGUACACACAGCAACUCUUAUUUACUUGGAAAACUUUGUUACAGAAACAUUUCCUGAGUUUGGUUGCCUUCUGAAGGUUAUGAGUGAUACAAAUACAAUGAGUGUUCAGGCUCAGGAACAUUAAAUUGGAUGUUAAAUAAACAACAUCAGAGGACCACAGGCCACUAAGCUUCAAAGGUGAUGUUGACUUUCUUCAACAAAUCUCUCUCACAAAAGACUCUUGUGUGUGGAUUCUUGACCAUGCCAAGCUUCAAUAGCCCAGCACCUCAAGGUAUUGGGAUCAAUUUCAAUAGGCCAGCUGUUAAGAUUGCUUCCAGACUCUUGCAGAGUUGUUUUGUAUAUCAAUGAAGGCAGAACAUUUUCUGGAAUUCAAAGGAAAAGGCAUCUGCUUGGGCAAAAUAAAACAUUCGCAGUGGAAAUAUUGUUUUUCCCUUCUGGGCUCAACCUGCAUGUGUGGAACUAUUCAAUCUCUUCUCCAGGAAAUGUUUUGGAUAUUCCCUUGAUAAUAUUCCCAUUCCUUGCUUUGGAAAAAUGCCUUGAGGAAAAAAAACAUUUCCUGAUGGGAAUACCUGUCCUUGUGUCCCCAGAGAUGAGUUUAACCUCAAGGUGUUGCAGGCGUUCGUAGAGCUCCAUGAGUUUGCUGACCUCAACCUCGUCCAGGCCUUAAGGUGAGCUGCAUGUUUCUAUCAUCUAACAGGGAACAAACUACACAAAACUGGUUUUAUAAGGGACUGAUGGAGACAUGUCUAUAUAAAAAUAGACUCCAUAUGGUAUACACUCAAUACUGAUGAUGAAAGUUAAUUGUGUUAAUCUGUGUUCAAUGAGGAGCUAAGUGUCCGAAUGUUUCUGCUCUCUGUCUGUUGCAGGCAGUUCCUGUGGAGUUUCCGUCUGCCUGGUGAGGCUCAGAAAAUUGACCGGAUGAUGGAGGCGUUUGCCUCGCGGUACUGUGGCUGUAAUCCCGGGGUGUUCCAGUCAACAGGUCAGAUCCUCAACAUUCAACACUAAGUCUGCCUAAGGGUGACCUAGACCCACAGGGAUCAAAACGCUGCUACAUUGAAACUUGACAUUCACUAUCGGUAAGCCCCAUAGGGGCUUUGGUCAAAAGUAGUGCACUAUAUAGGGAAUAGGGUUCCAUUUGGAACUUACUGAUAGUGAAUGUCUGUUUACUGUUUUAGAUUAGUUCCUAUGAGUUGACCACCGUGGGUCUAGGUCACCCUCAGCCUUGCAUUCUUCUUAUGCGGAAGUAAUUCAAUUAUCACUAAUGAAUACUUCCUGAUCUUGAUUGGAGACCUUUGCCAUUGCCAUCUGUCCUGUGUCAAAAGUUCACAUGUGGAAUCAACAACAAGUAGUUAGCCACCAAAACAUCCGACCAUGUAAGCAUCUCUUAGGUGGAUGAAAUACACUAGGACUGGAUGAGACAACUUCUUAUCCCCACACAAUCCAGAAUUAUUUAGGAAAAAGAGCUACGGUAAGGAUAUUAUUUCCACAAUAGGUAAUAAAUAGUUUAUAGUUCAUUUUCUAUGCCUGUCAUGGCUCCAUCCAGAGAGGGAGGGACUGUGCAGUGAAUCUGUGCUCUCUUCACACAAGACACAUCCCACUGGGCACAGAAGUCAAUUCAACAUCUAUUCCACAUUGGUUCAACGUCAUUUCAUGGAAAUAACGUUGAUUCAACCAGUGUGUGCCAAGUGGGAUCUCUGCUCUGAAUAAACCAGGGCAGAACAACAGUACUGUACCAGAACUCCUAGCACACUCAGUGGGGGCAUCUAUGGUAGAGACAGACAAUGCCCUCUGGAUGGACGAACGGACAGAAUGACAGACAGACAGGAGUGUGUCAGAGGGAAACAGAGAAUCAUUAUUUAUAUCCAGACAGGGACUGGUAUGUGUCAGCAGGGCAUUAAUAUACCAUCAGUACAGUAGAAUGUGUUUUUAUAGAAAAGGUCUACUUUCUACUGACUCCGGGUGUCAGUGGGUGUUAAUCCCAAAACUUAGUGCAGGAGUGUCAUGGAUGCAGGAGAGCAGAGGAAAAUAAAAGUUGUUUAUUGUUUAUAGAUCAAUAUUCAGAUAUGAUCGAUAUAUUGACAACACCAGUCUUCCCAAAACAUGAAUUGACUCUAGUGUCUAGUAUCCCUGGUUAACCUCAGUGAAAGGCAGAGAGGUGUUUAUUACUACUAAAUAUUAAUUACUUAUCUCCCUCCUGCAGACACCUGUUAUGUGCUGUCGUUUGCCAUCAUCAUGUUGAACACCAGCCUGCACAACCCCAAUGUCAGAGACAAGCCCCCUGUAGAGAGAUUCAUCUCCAUGAACAGAGGGAUCAACGAGGGAGGAGACCUGCCAGAGGAACUACUCAGGGUAAGACAGAGAUCGUGUGUGUGUGUGUGUGUGUGUGUGUGUGUGUGUGUUUAAGUGUGUGUGUGUGUGUGUGUGUGUGUGUGUGUGUGUGUGUGUGUGUGUGUGUGUGUGUGUGUGUGUGUGUGUGUGUGUGUGUGUGUGUGUGUGUGUGUGGAGAGUAAAUGUUUCUUCCAUUACUCAACCUUUUGUAUUCUGUUUUGCAGAAUUUAUUUGACAGCAUCAAAAAUGAACCCUUCAAAAUCCCAGAGGACGAUGGCAACGAUCUGACACACACGUUCUUCAACCCCGACAGAGAGGGAUGGCUACUGAAACUAGGUGAGUGACAACCAAAGAAUCCACAUCUUAGUACUUGGUUCACCAACAUGCCUACAAAUAUACUAUAUCCGUAUUCGCCACAUUUAGGGCAGAUGGAAAUGACCUCAGGAUAUCAUCAAAUAUUAGCAAUGUGAAAAAUUUUGCGAACUUGUGAAGCAACUCUUUCGUCUCGUAUUGUGUUUCUGCACUACUGUCUCGUCCUCUUUUCCCCCUCUCUCACUCCAAGCAUGGUCUGUGUGAUUCAGCUGCUCCUCUCUCUGUCCUUGGUUUUAUGUCCUUACUGGGUUGUUGUUUUCUCUUUUGAAUUUUAAAUGUGCCCUCUUGUUUUCCCUCACAACCUUUGACCUGUCACCUUUCUGUUCUGUUCUGUGACUGGCUGUUUCUUCUUACUCUGCGCUAGGAGGUAGGUACCCCCUCUCGAUCCCAGUAGAAGUUACACCUAACCACUGAUACAGGGUCAGAUCUUCCCCAUCCCCAUUAAUGGUUAUGGUUAGGAUUGAGGGUGGCGGUAAACUGAUCCUAGAUCUGUGGUUUAGGACAGCUUCUACUCCUCCCACCCCUCUGCUUUACCACAUCCUGAGGUCCCAUGCUAACAACAUUUAGCUCUUAUCUUCUUAGUCAACCGGCCCUGUGUAGCUCAGUUGGUAGAGCAUGGCGCUUGCAACACCAGGGUUGUGGGUUUGUUUCCCACGGGGGGCCAGUAUGAAAGAAUGUAUGCACUCACUAACUGUAAGUCGCUCUGGAGAAGAGCGUCUGCUAAAUGACUAAAAUGUAAAAUGUAAAUCUACAUAUUGGCCCCGUGUAGCUCAGUUGGUAGAGCAUGGCGUUUGCAACGCCAGGGUUGUGGGUUCAUUUCCCACGGGGGGCCAGUAUGAAAAAAUGUAUGCACUCACUAACUGUAAGUCGCUCUGUAUAAGAGCGUCUGCUAAAUGACUCAAAUGUAAAUGUAAAAUGUAUUAGCUGCUAGCUGGUUAGUGGUCAUCUAUUAGCUUGUUUGUUGCAGAGAUGUGUGUGGAACUGUGACUUAUGGUUGUCGGGGGUGACAGGGUUAUCUAGAAUGGGUUGUGUGAUCUCUUUGAUCUUGGAUGAGGAUCCACCCACCACAUUCCUCCUCUGACUGGCCAACGUCUCUGUCUCACACAGCUCCCAUUUAUGUUAACCAUAACAACAUGUUAUUUCACUUUUGGGGAACGGUGUAGGGCCAGGAGUUUUUCCAGCCCUCAUUACCUGACCAGGAAAAACUGAGGACUAGUUAUUAUAGGCUUGUAGCUAGAGUUUAAAAAUAGGGCCCCAGAGUGAUCAGGUAAAACUCCUGGCCCUAGGAAGGGGUGCAUUUCCUUCAUUUAGGUCAUGGGUUUGCGCUAUGAGAAUGUGUUCUGUAUGCUAGCUACAUUAUGUGCUGAUCCUGUGGUGUUCUGAGUUCCUCCAUCCUGCUGCUGCUGCCCUCCAGGCCUGAAACACCUCCUGCUGCUGCUGCCCUCCAGGCCUGAAACACCUGCUGCUUCCUGGUUCCUCCUAUCUGGUUGCGUGUCAAAUGGCACCCUAUUUCCUAUAUAGUGCACUACUUUUGACCAGGGCCCGUGUAUUUCACUAUAUAGGGAAUAGGUGCCCUAUGGGAUGCAACCUCUAUAUAUUCACUUGGGAUCCCCCCCCCCCCCCCCCCCUUUCCAUCCCACCGGCUGCGCUUGCUAGAUCAUUUUAGUUCCAGUUUUCCUCUCUCUGAGUUGCAUUACGUCUGUAUGCUAAUUUUAGCAUCCCUAUGGAAGGAGCUGCCUGAUGGAGACGCUGUGGUUUUUAUGAUGUAGUUAAAUGAGUCAUUACAGCAGCCUGUCAGGUAGUUAAAUGAGUCAUUACAGCAGCCUGUCAGGUAGUUAAAUGAGUCAUUACAGCAGCCUGUCAGGUAGUUAAAUGAGUCAUUACAGCAGCCUGUCAGGUCAUUACAGCAGCCUGUCAGGUAGUUAAAUGAGUCAUUACAGCAGCCUGUUACAGCAGCCUGUCAGGUAGUUAAAUGAGUCAUUACAGCAGCCUGUUACAGCAGCCUGUCAGGUAGUUAAAUGAGUCAUUACAGCAGCCUGUCAGGUAGUUAAAUGAGUCAUUACAGCAGCCUGUCAAGUAGUUAAAUGAGUCAUUACAGCAGCCUGUAGUUAAAUGGAAGAGACUGAGCUGCCUUAACUGAGGUUAGAGCUGGAGCGCUCUGUGUACACUGUUCUGAGUCUAGUAUAGCUCCCCUCUAUUUGGAACAUCAGCAUAAAUACAUAAACUGCAGGGGCCCCCAUAUACCUAUUUUAGAAUGUCAGCAUGUUUAUACGACAUGUUAACAAUGCAUUUCACAUAAAACUCUAGGAUUCUAUAGCACUCUAUAAGUAAACUAAUAUAGUAUUAUAAUAAUAAUAAUAAUAAUAAUAAUAAUAAUAAUAAUAGUAGACUGAGUGUACAAAACAUUGGGAACACCAGCUCUUUCCAUGACUUAUACUGACCAGGUGAAAGCUUUGAUCUGUUAUUGAUGUCACUUCAAGUGUAGAUGAAGGGGAGGAGACAGGUUAAAGAAGGAUUUUUAAGCCUUGAGACAAUUCAGACAUGGAUUGUGUGUAUGUGCCGUUCAGAGGGUGAAUGGGAAAGACAAAAGAUUUAAGUGCCUUUGAAUGGGGUAUGGUAGUAGGUACCAGGCGCACCGUUUUGUGUCAAGAACUGCAAUGCUGCUGUGUUUUUCACACUCAACAAUUUCCCGUGUGUGUCAAGAAUGGUCCACCACCCAAAGGACAUCCAGCCAACUUGACACAACUGUGGGAAGCAUUGGAGUCAACAUGGGCCAGCAUCCCUAUGGAACGCUUUCGACACCUUGUAGUUCAAUGCCUCAACGAAUUGAGACUGUUCUGAGGGCAAAAGGGGUUGCAACUCAAUAUUAGGAAGGUGUUCUUAAGGUUUUGUACAUUCAGUGUAGUACAAUUUAUUAUUAUUAUUACUUAUAAUUACAUGGAUUAUUGACCGCUUGCAUAAUUUUGCUUAAAAUAAUCCUUAUAAUCUGGACAACUGUAGAGAAUGAUCUAUCUGGAUUUAUUGAGGCUUGACUCAAGGAGAUAAGGGUUAACGUUAAGAAUAUCGUGAGGAGAUAUUCUUCCUGAAAAAAAUGUCUGAGAAUUGUAUCUUGUUACUCAUUCUGUUCCUCACACUACCUGGUCGGUCGGUCGGACAGAGAAUGGUUUUGGCUGCCUUCACGGUACAGAGAGAGGGAUUCGGCCAAUGGAAAAAGAGCUGAGUUUAGACUUUGGUGAAUGCUUCUAGAAAUAGGCCCAACGUACCAAUUUGUUAUUGUUAGUACUUGAAGUAUACUCAUUACGGCAAGCACUUGAAAUUGUUUACCUUGGUUACAUUGUAUUGUUACGGAAAUGUGGAAUGAGUAAUUGUCCCUCUGUAGAUAUUCAUAAAAUAAUUAAAUAAAUUCAGAUGUAUCACUAAAUUUGAGAGGCAAAUGUCUUUAUUAUGUAGUGGGUUGGGUAUAGUGUGACAGUCUAAAUGCUUAGCCACCCCUGACCAAUGAACCACGCUCCCCAGCUCCGGCUGAACCAACGCAAUAACGUCACACGUGAAAGGCUGCUUUUCUGGGAUUCUCCCCAAAUUGAACCCACAUUUUGACUGUUUUCACAAGCAAUACCUCGCACUACUCAGGGCCCUCUGGGGAGGGGGAGGGGAGGCUGGGGGGGAAUAUUGGACCCCUGAUUGAAUCAGCCUAAUGGGCAGAAUGCUGAUCAGAACCAGAUGUGGCACGUGGAGGGGUAGGGGUGGAGGGAAGGGUGGGGUGUAGGAGGGUUAGGAUAGGAUAGGGUUAGGGCACUCCUCCUAAGGACUAUGGGCUGGGCUAUAGGCUAGUCUGUCUGUCUCAACAUUGAGUCUCAAUGGAAAUAUGCAUAAUUUCUGUUGCAGUUUGCAUUGAAAUGUGUCUGUGAGAAAGGCUUUGCUGGUUGCUUAAAUGUCGACACUAAGCAGCCUGCAUCUUACACCCUUGUAGUUGCUUUUCUAUAGUAUUGUAUAGGCCCAAGUGAUUAGUAUCCACAUGUAGCGCUGGGGUCUAUUCAGGCGGUGGCAACAUUACAGAACAUUCAGAUAGAAAUGUAUUGCGUAUGUAGAAUAUAGGGAAUCAUGCCAACUCUAAACAUUACAUUUCUAUCUGCAAUACUAACAGUAUCACCUCAUUGGCUGUGUAGCCUACAACACUGCCUCUCCGCAUGGCUUGGCCAUUUGCUCUUCUCUCUCUCUGUGAGGAUGUUACUAUGUUGUUACUCAACAUGUCUGGUAUGUUUCUCUACAGGUGGAAGAGUGAAGACCUGGAAGAGACGGUGGUUCAUUCUGACUGACAACUGCCUGUACUACUUUGAAUACACAACAGUAAGUUAGCGUGUGGUUUUAUCAAUACUGUGGAAACCCUUAUCUGUAUGAGAGAAAGAGAGACUUAAAGAGAAAGAGAGAGACAUCAUAGGCAGACAGUCAGAGAGUGGCUAUUGUAUGCCCUUCGUAGCCAGUCAGCCUCGCCACAGCCAGUCUGUAGAAGAUGCAGCCCGGACCUUUGACCUAAAUGCACUCCGGUCCAGCAAUUAACACGAUGCAUGGAAAACAUCUGGGAGGUCUGUUGCAUAUCUGGCCUAGCCCAGACCCCUCCCCCAUUACCCUACACAUAGACACACACACACGUUGACACACACACGUAGACACAAACCAACACACACACACUGCUUAGAGCCCACCCCCCAGCACUGAGCCCCCAGCCCAGUCCAGUCCCCGGGCAUCCCAUCCCUGCUGUGUUCUCUCAUUAAGAGAAAGACUGGGGACGACAGGGGGGCUGUUCUGUUCUGUUCUGUUCCUCAGCUUCCAGACUACCCCCAGACUCCCAUCCUGCAGAGCCUCCCAGACACAAUAGAAAUCCACUGUAGGAUUGGGUUACUUCUCCCCUAGGUACUCUACUCUGUGUGACCUGUGUGUGAACAAUAACAGUAUUGUCACGAUCGUCUAAUGAGGGAGACCAAGGCGCAGCGUUGCGAGUGAACAUAUUCUAUUUAUUAAAUGCUCACACGAACAAAACAAUAAACAACGAAUGCGUGACGUCUAUGGUACAACACGAACACACACGAACAAAAUCCCACAACCCGAAAGAAAAACAGACAGAUUAAAUAUGGCUCCCAAUCAGAGACAACCAGCCGACAGCUGACACUCGUUGCCUCUGAUUGGGAGUCACACCGGCAAACAUAGAAAAUAGACAACCUAGAACACCCACCAAAGAAACAGAAAACAUAGAAUGAACACACCCUGGCUCAACAUAAUGAGUCCCCGAGCCAGGGUGUGACAGUACCCCCCCCUAAAGGCGCGGACUGCGACCGCGCCUAAAUACGAGCAAAAACAGGGGAGGGCUGGGUGGGCAUUCCUCCUCGGCGGCGGCUCCGGCUCCGGGCUUGAUCCCCACUUCCUCUCCAACCCCCCAAAGUACCCCUGGUCCUGUCUAGCCCCGCUGGCCGGAGCCGGACUGACGACACGCGCCCCUGGCUUGGUGCGUGGAACAGGAACGGACCGGAGCAGGAAUGGACCGGAAUGGGCUGGCGACGCGCACCACAGACUUGGUGCGGAGAGCAGGAACGAGCCGGACAGGGCUGACGAAACGCACCACAGACUUGGUGCGGGGAGCAGGAACAGGCCGGGCCGGGCUGGCGACGCGCACCACAGGUUUGGUGCGGGGAGCAGGAACAGGCCAGGCCUGGCUGGCGACGCGCACCACAGACUUGGUGCGGAGAGCAGGAACGGGCCGGACCGGGCUGGCGACGCGCACCACAGGUUUGGUGCAGGGAGCAGGAACAGGCCGGGCCGGGCUGGCGACGCGCACCAUAGGCUCGGUGCGGGAAGCAGGAACAGGCCGGGCCGGGCUGACGACACGCACCACAGGCUCGAUGCGAGGAACAGGAACAGGAACAGGCCGGACCGUACUGGGGACACACACCACUGGCCCUACGCAGGGAUCAGGAACGGGCCGGACCGGACUGGUAACACACCCCAGUACCUCUCGCCGUGCCUCCACACUUUCCCUCUCCUCUGUGACCAGUGGCCCCCUUAACCUGGCGGCCUCCUCUUCACACCCGCUGGACCGCUCCCUCGCGGCCUCCUGCUGCCCCGUCGUCCACGUCGUGAGCCCCCCCCUAAAAAUGUUCUGGGGGUCUCUCCUCCCCGUGGGCCAGGCCUCCAUCGUUCUCGCCCACCUCUCGCUCCUCUGUCUCCAACCCUCGUCACUCAGCUCCUCAAUGGGCUUGACCCAGUCGAAGCUCUUGAUCCAUUGCUCCAUAGACCAGCCUCUCUUCUCUUCACUUAGCGGGGCCCAGCCGAAACUCCUACUCCACUGAUCCCAGGUCCUUCCUCUCUCCUCCUCACGCUGCUUGGUCUGGUACUGGUGGGAUUUUCUGUCACGAUCGUCUAAUGAGGGAGACCAAGGCGCAGCGUUGCGAGUGAACAUAUUCUAUUUAUUAAAUGCUCACACGAACAAAACAAUAAACAACGAAUGCGUGACGUCUAUGGUACAACACGAACACACACGAACAAAAUCCCACAACCCGAAAGAAAAACAGACAGAUUAAAUAUGGCUCCCAAUCAGAGACAACCAGCCGACAGCUGACACUCGUUGCCUCUGAUUGGGAGUCACACCGGCAAACAUAGAAAAUAGACAACCUAGAUCACCCACCAAAGAAACAGAAAACAUAGAAUGAACACACCCUGGCUCAACAUAAUGAGUCCCCGAGCCAGGGUGUGACAAGUAUAGUACAGUUGUAACGUGUAUAGGCUACAGACUGUGUACAGUUAGGAAGUUACUUAGGCCUCCUGUCCGAGUAUGACUGAUUUAUACACCCUUAUGUGUAUAAAACAUUGUUUGUACUUAUUGAACCACCCUUACCAAAAAAACUGGCUUCUGGCAAACAGUUGUGGCACACAAAUUUGCCACAAACUUGCGGGAAGUUUGCCACAACAAAUUUGUUUAUGUAAGGGCAGCUGCACAAAUCAAUUGACCUUUAACUAUAUGCAGUGUGUUUACAUAUUAAAUCAUGUAUUGAAUAAUGUGUUCUUUGUGUUGUCUGCAGGACAAGGAACCUCGUGGGAUCAUUCCUCUAGAGAACCUUAGUAUAAGAGAGGUGGAUGAGCCCAGGAAACCUGUAAGUUCCCCAAAAUAUGGAAAGAAAACAAUUCCUGAAAAGGGGCUAAUAAAAUGAACUGGAUACUUAAAGUCUCUGUGUACUUUCCAUUUGAAUAUUCACCCUAGCUAAUUAUUUCUCUCUUUCUCUUUCUCUCUCCCUCUCUCUAACCCUGUCAUCCAAUCAGAACUGUUUCGAGCUCUACAACCCCAACCACAAGGGUUCGUUGAUCAAGGCGUGUAAGACGGAGGCGGACGGCCGGGUCGUCGAGGGCAACCACACAGUGUACAGGAUAUCAGCGCCCACCACAGAGGAGAAAGAGGAGUGGAUCAAAUCCAUCAAGUACGUUUUCGCUGUAACCCACCUAAGGUUUUUGCCCACCAUGUAAACACAACCAAGAAUCUGCUACGAGACACCAGUGGCUCUCAACUCACCAUGAUUCAAUGACAAAGCUAGGUUUACACCAGUAUGUAUGUAUUCACUGACGCUUCUUUGAAGAUACAUUUGUCUUCCCACAAAUACCACUAUGACCAUGUGUUUCUUCCCAUGUGUGAACGCUUUGAUGUAACUGUGUGACAGUCCCACACUAACGCAUAUGGCUGAGAGGCUAACUUUCUCACAGUGUGUGGACUCUCUGGGGGUUAAAUGGGUUUCCGUUUGAUAAAGCCCUCUAGAUUAGCCUAUAGACAUGAGAGCUAAAAGACAAGCACGCACUACACUCUCUUUCUCUGGCAUUCUGCCUCAAUUCGUUCCACUUAGUGUUUUUGCCAAAUCCACACUAUUUAUCAUACACAAAUGCUGUCUAGUUAAGGAGAAAAAUAAUUAUAGAAGUGCUCUGUUAAAAUGGAUCCAGAGGGUGAUUGAUCAUAGCUCCUCUCAGCUGAGCUUUCCAAUGAUCAAUAUCUGAGGCGGAAAUCAUAUUAUAUGAUACUCUAAUCAGGCAUGACGAUAUAGCAACACCAUUAGCAAUUGACGGCUCGGUUUCCAUUAGAACCAACAAAAUGGAUUUUUCUGCUCGUUCCACAACCUUACUGGCAAGCUUGUUUGGAUGAAGUGAAUGCCAUACAGUUAAGGAGAUUUGACAGGGAGACAUGAUAAUGUCAACUUCAGUUCUACAAUUAUCAUAACUUUAGAUGGGGUGUUGGAAAGGGAGUUUACAGUGGGAAACCAGUGCCUAUCCUAGUGCACACCAGUCCUGUAUGAAAUCACAGCUGUAGGUGAAGUUUAUAGAACUCUUCAUUGUGUUGUUGUAGCUGUGAGACUGUGGGACAGGGUGACAGACUGUGUGCAGAACAGGCCAGGGUUGCUUUAGCUCACACACACUCUCUGUACCCUGACUCAGCUUUAGGUAGUCUCCUCUGUGGUCAGCAUGAGACACACACAGAACGGCCAUCUCAGCAUGUCCUGUGUUCCUACUGCCGGGAAAGCAGUGAAUUACUCAACCCUAUUACUGUCCCGUUGGGGUUUGUGUGUGUGUGUGUGAAAGAGAGAAAACAACAACCCACUCAGACUGGACGCAAGGCUUUUCUCAGUAAUUUAAUGGACCGCUAUGGCUUUUCCCUCUGCAGUCUUCAAGGGAAUAUGGGGGUGUAUCACAGUCUACAGAGUCUGCACUAAUGUACCAAAGAGACAGCUUUAUUGUGUUACAUCUCUGUUGAUAGAGGUACUCCUUCAGAGGAGGCUGAAAAAUAUGAAACCAAUUGCAAUGUUUUCCUUGGAUGACAAUGUAGGUUAGAAUGUGAACUGAUGAUACUGAAUAUAGUAAAGCUGGGGAAACUAUUCCCACACCUGCUCAUGAAGGCCUACACAGACUACUGUAAUAUACAAUAACCAUUGUUUAUUUUUCAUAACCAAUCCAUCUCUCUUUCUGCAGAGCAAGCAUCAGCAGGGAUCCUUUCUAUGACAUGCUAGCCACCAGGAAGCGGAGGAUAGCCAAUAAGAAGUGA